AUGGCCGACCCAAGCACUGUCCAUGCCUUUUCUCCAUGUCCUCUGGUAUGUGCUGAGGGGGCUAACUCUGGGAAAGUCAGUCUUGUAUUGUAGGUGGCCUACAGAGGACAUUCAUUCAACUCUGUCAAGACUUUCUUUGUGCAGUACUUUCUCGUGGAGUCGCCAAGCACUAGUAUAGUAUAAGGACCGUAGGGCCAUUAACAUACUAGCAACCAUGCAUGUUCAGACACUCCAAGAUCUUCAGAGACUUGAAUGUAAUUUUAGCUUGUUGCUUCUCUUUUGUAGUGUGGACCACAUAUCCUGUCCAUUGCUUAUCCUUCAUGCCGAGGAUGACUCAGUCGUGCCCUUUCAUCUAGGGAAGAAGGUAUCCCUUUUACUUUGGGCUUCAUAAAAGUCAUCCACAUCAUCGCGACCUCGCACAGCCUUCAUCUGGUCCUCCUUUUGCAGAGGACACAGGAAACUAUUUGAUCUACCAAAAAAAACAAAGUUCAUUUCAUAGAUGAUUUAAUACAGGUCAUUAAUAUCCUGUGCAAUAUAUAUAUAUAUAUAUAUAUAUAUAUAUAUAUAUAUAUAUAUAUAUAUAUAUAUGUAUAUGUGUGUGUGUGUAUAUAUAUAUAUAUAUAUAUAUAUAUAUAUGUGUGUGUGUGUGUGUGUGUGUGUAUAUAUAUGUAUAGGUAUAUACAGUGGAGAGAACAAGUAUUUGAUACACUGCCGAUUUUGCAGGUUUUCCUACUUACAAAGCAUGUAGAGGUCUGUAAUUUUUAUCAUAGGUACACUUCAACUGUGAGAGACGGAAUCUAAAACAAAAAUCCAGAAAAUCACAUUGUAUGAUUUUUAAGUAAUUAAUUUGCAUUUUAUUGCAUGACAUAAGUAUUUGAUCACCUACCAACCAGUAAGAAUUCCGGCUCUCACAGACCUGUUAGUUUUUCUUUAAGAAGCCCUCCUGUUUUCCACUCAUUACCUGUAUUACCUAAACAUGUUUGAACUCGUUACCUGUAUAAAAGACACCUGUCCACACACUCAAUCAAACAGACUCCAACCUCUCCACAAUGGCCAAGACCAAAGAGCUGUGUAAGGACAUCAGGGAUAAAAUUGUAGACCUGCACAAGGCUGGGAUGGGCUACAGGACAAUAGGCAAGCAGCUUGGUGAGAAGGCAACAACUGUUGGCUCAAUUAUUAGAAAAUGGAAGAAGUUCAAGAUGACGGUCAAUCACCCUCGGUCUGGGGCUCCAUGCAAGAUCUCACCUCGUGGGGCAUCAAUGAUCAUGAGGAAGGUGAGGGAUCAGCCCAGAACUGCACGGCAGGACCUGGUCAAUGACCUGAAGAGAGCUGGGACCACAGUCUCAAAGAAAACCAUUAGUAACACACUACGCCGUCAUGGAUUAAAAUCCUGCAGCGCACGCAAGGUCCCCCUGCUCAAGCCAGCGCAUGUCCAGGCCCGUCUGAAGUUUGACAAUGACCAUCUGGAUGAUCCAGAGGAGGAAUGGGAGAAGGUCAUGUUGUCUGAUGAGACAAAAAUAGAGCUUUUUGGUCUAAACUCCACUCGCCGUGUUUGGAGGAAGAAGAAGGAUGAGUACAACCCCAAGAACACCAUCCCAACCAUGAAGCAUGGAGGUGGAAACAUCAUUCUUUGGGGAUGCUUUUCUGCAAAGGGAACAGGACAACUGCACCGUAUUGAGGGGAGGAUGGAUGGGGCCAUGUAUCGCGAGAUCUUGGCCAACAACCUCCUUCCCUCAGUAAGAGCAUUGAAGAUGGGUCGUGGCUGGGUCUUCCAGCAUGACAACGACCCGAAACACACAGCCAGGGCAACUAAGGAGUGGCUCCGUAAGAAGCAUCUCAAGGUCCUGGAGUGGCCUAGCCAGUCUCCAGACCUGAACCCAAUAGAACAUCUUUGGAGGGAGCUGAAAGUCCGUAUUGCCCAGCGACAGCCCCGAAACCUGAAGGAUCUGGAGAAGGUCUGUAUGGAGGAGUGGGCCAAAAUCCCUGCUGCAGUGUGUGCAAACCUGGUCAAGACCUACAGGAAACGUAUGAUCUCUGUAAUUGCAAACAAAGGUUUCUGUACCAAAUAUAAAAUUCUGCUUUUCUGAUGUAUCAAAUACUUAUGUCAUGCAAUAAAAUGCAAAUUAAUUACUUAAAAAUCAUACAAUGUGAUUUUUUGGAUUUUGAUGAUUCAGAGGAGAACUGGGUGAAAGUGUUGUGGUCAGAUGAGACCAAAAUCGAGCUCUUUGGCAUCAACUCAACUCGACGUGUUUGGAGGAGGAGGAAUGCUGCCUAUGACCCCCAAGAACACCAUCCCCACCGUCAAACAUGGAGGUGGAAACAGUAUGCUUUGGGUGUGUUUUUCUGCUAAGGGGACAGGACAACUUCACCGCAUCAAAGGGACGAUGGACGGCACCAUGUACCGUCAAAUCUUGGGUGAGAACCUCCUUCCCUCAGCCAGGGCAUUGAAAAUGGCCCAAAACACCCGGCCAAGGCAACAAAGGAGUGGCUCAAGAAGAAGCACAUUAAGGUCCUGGGGUGGCCUAGCCAGUCUCCAGACCUUAAUCCCAUAGAAAAUCUGUGGCGGGAGCUGAAGGUUCGAGUUGCCAAACGUCAGCCUCGAAACCUUAAUGACUUGGAGAAGAUCUGCAAAGAGGAGUGGGACAAAAUCCCUCCUGAGAUGUGUGCAAACCUGGUGGCCAACUACAAGAAACGUCUGACCUCUGUGAUUGCCACAAGGGUUUUGCCACCAAGUACUAAAUCAUGUUUUGCAGAGGGGUCAAAUACUUAUUUCCCUCAUUAAAAUGCAAAUCAAUUUAUAACAUUUUUGACAUGCGUUUUUCUGGAUUUUUUUGUUGUUAUUCUGUCUUUGUCAGUGGGCAAACGUACAUAUCAGCAGGGGAUCAAAUACUUUUUUCCCUCACUAUAUGUAUGUAUCUAUGUAUGUAUGACUCCCAAAAUUUAUGAUUUAAAAAAUCAUAUUUUGAAAAUCAAUUCUGUAUAUGCCAGUAUUAAUUUCAGCUUAGUUGUUAAGUUCGAACCUCGGAGCAAAUUAAACUUCAAUCAUGACAAGUUUUAUUUAAAGGGAUAGUUUGGGAUUUUUUGUAGACUUUAUCUACUUCCCCAGAGUCCGAUGUACUCGUGGAUACCAUUUUUAUGUGUCAGCAUCCAUUAUGAAUGAAUUUGGAGGUAGUUUCGCGAGUCAAUGCUAACUAACAUUAGCACAAUGACUGGAAGCAUGCUAGCUAUUCCCAUAGACUUCCAGUCAUUGCGCUAACAUUAGUUAGCAUUGGCUCGUGAAACUACCUCCAACUUAAUUCAUACUGGACACAGACAUUAAAAUGGUAUCCACAAGUUCAUCUGACUAUGGGGAAGUUGAUAAAGGACUUCAUUGCCAAAAUUCCAAACUAUCCCUUUCAUUUACAGACUCAGAUUUGAGUCACGCUACUGUAUUAUAGCAGUGAAGGAAAACACAGAAAUGGAAUUCAUUUGAUUUUUUUUUAUUACUAUUCUGUUUUUAAUUUAUUGGUAAUCUAUUUCAUUGGCUUUAAAACAAUUUAAUAAAAUGAACCCCUCAAAUGUUCAUCACUACUAAUGCUCUGUAGCACAGAACAGUCAUAGUUCACAGCAGGGCCAGGUCUAUUUGCUAUUCUUUUAAACUGGACCGAACACAAGCCUCCCAUAACUCCAUUGUGUUUGGCUCCUUCCCCCUUUCAGCUGUACGACAUUGCUUCCAAGUCCAAGAGCCUGAGUGGACACAAGCUCCAGUUCAUCCCCUUUCCUGUCUCUCUGGCCUACAAGCACAAGUUCAUUUACAGGAGUCCUGAGCUGCCACACAUACUCAGGUAAAGCAGCUAGACCAGCUGCGCACAUAUACACAGUAGUAAGGAGUGUUUCACUGUUGACAAUUUGUGUCUUGACCUUAGGCCAACUGAGUAGAAAUUAUUAAAUGUAGGCAAUUAGUUGUACAGUAGGUGUCUACUUUCUUAGCCUCCUUUGUACUGAGUUGUGCUAAACGUAAUUCUGUUUGAUUUAAUUUUUCUUCCAGUGACUUCCUUGGCACGACUCAUCCCCAUGCAUAACUGACGAGAACAUUUCGACCUGUCCAUUGUUUCCUCUUACACCACCCUCACACACACACAUUCUCUGGCACACACACUGAAACUCUUCCACUGUAUGCUUUAUGGUUGGUGUGUACAUAUCUCAUAAAACAUUGAAAUGUACACGCAUGGACUGAAGAAGAUGCAUCCAUUCCUUUAUUUAGCAUUCCUUUGACACCUAAAAUUCCUGCAAGACAUAAAUGGAACACUGGCAAAGAGAGAAGGAUGGACAACUGGCUUGGCAUGUUGUCAAGGUUACACAAACCAAGAGGAUGGCUUGAGCACAAAGAAGAUGAAAUAUGCACACAUUUUAAGGAGCCAAGACGUCAAACCUCAUGGAGUGGGAAGAACAGUGGAUCGAGCAGGGAAGCAGUGUUUUUAAUUGCUAAAUGUUUGGGGUUAUAUACAUUCACCCACAGGGCGAGGAAGGAGAAGGGUCUUCAUUUUACAACUAAUCUGCAGCUAAGAGCAAAUUAUCUGUCAAUACCAGUCCAGUGGAUCUUUUAACCUGUUUAUUUUCCCAAUUUUAUUUUUGUUGUUACAUUACCGAUCAUGAUUUAAAUGUCUAUCUUUUAUAUUUGACUGAUCUCAGAUAAGAAGUUUUGGACUCUUAACUUUUUUCUAUUUAAGGAAAUAUAUAACGUGAAUUAAAUAUGAUACAUUUGAUCAAAUAUUGGUUUUGGGCUUGACAGUAUCAUUAUUUGCCUUCUAAAAGAGAAGACUGGUCACUUUAUUUUAGAACCCCUUAGGACGCUUCAGGGCAAGCUCAUGAAUUUUAAGAUAUCAGGGAGGAAAUUAACUGAAGAGCUAAGGUUUAAGAAAUAUGGUUUCCACUUGCCAAUUAUAGCCUACCUCUCAAAGCAAAAAUACCAUAUUAAUGAUCCGGUGCAUAGUAAAGUGUUUACCCAAGCUGAGAAGACAUAAUGGAAAUGUCCAUUUUAAUUCCAAAUCUUAGUGCUAAAACACGUUCACCCUCCUCUUUGCCAGUGUAACCGGUGUGAAAUGGCUAGCUAGUUAGCGGUGCGCACUAGUAGCGUUUCAAUUGGUGACAUCACUCGCUCUGAGACCUUGAAGUAGUUGUUUCCCUUGCUCUGCAAGGGCCGCGGCUUUUGUGGAGCGAUGGGUAACGGUGCUUCAAGGGUGACUGUUGUUGAUGUGUGCAGAGGGUCCCUGGUUCAAGCCCAGGUAGGGGCGAGGAGAGGGACGGAAGCAACAUUGUUACA
This is a messenger RNA of Coregonus sp. 'balchen', 5302 nucleotides long. Lineage: Eukaryota; Metazoa; Chordata; Actinopteri; Salmoniformes; Salmonidae. The record is from the annotation of a GenBank genome assembly.